AUGAGCGUCGACACACAAGAGCCCGUCGGCGCUGCCGCGGGCCGCGAGGAAGCACGAUGGAAAUAUCUCAACCAGAUUCGCAGAAACGCCGGCCCGUUCACCGAUCCGGAAGCUACCUCGGAGGAGUUUCUGGCGCAGUUUGAAAAGUUCAAAGUCUUGGUAAUCGGUGCGGGAGGGCUGGGCUGCGAGAUACUCAAGAAUCUGGCCAUGUCGUACUUCAAGGACAUUCACGUCAUUGACAUGGACACCAUUGAUAUUUCCAAUCUGAACCGGCAGUUCCUGUUCCGGAGCACAGACGUCGGCAAGUACAAGGCCGAGGUCGCCGCCAAGUUCGUCGAGAAGCGCGUCCGGGGCGUGUCCAUCACGCCGCACAACAACCGGAUACAGGACUUUGACGAGUCCUUCUACAAGCAGUUCCAGCUCGUCAUCUGCGGGCUCGACAGCAUCGAGGCGCGCCGCUGGAUCAACGCCAUGCUCGUGUCCAUUGCCGAGGAGGCCGAGGACCCGGACGGCAUCAAGCCCCUCAUCGACGGCGGCACCGAGGGCUUCAAGGGCCAGGCCCGCGUCGUCUUCCCGUCCAUGACCUCGUGCAUCGAGUGCCAGCUCGACAUGCACGCCCCGCGCGCGGCUGUCCCGCUGUGCACCAUCGCUUCCAUACCCAGGCAGCCCGAGCACUGCAUUGAGUGGGCACACGUCAUCGCGUGGGACCAGGAGAAGCCCUUCCCGACGCUCGACAAGGACGACCCCGAGCACGUCACAUGGCUCUACCAAAAGGCCCUCGCCCGCGCCAAGGAGUUUGACAUUCCCGGCGUCACAUACUCGCUCACACAGGGCACCAUCAAGAACAUCAUCCCGGCCAUUGCUUCUACGAACGCCAUCAUUGCCGCCGCCUGCUGCAACGAGGCGUUCAAGAUCGCCACAACAUCAGCCCCGUGCCUGGGCUUCGAGAACAAUUACAUGAUGUACUCGGGAAAUGACAGCAUUUACACUUAUACGUUCAAGCACGAGAAGAAGGAUGACUGCCCUGUGUGCGGCCGUCAGGCACGGCCACUCGACGUGGACCCCGGCUCGACGCUCCAGGACCUGCUCGACUCGCUGGCGCUCCGCCCCGAGGCGCAGCUGAAGAAGCCCUCGAUCCGCGCCGAGAGCAAGACGCUAUACAUGCGUUUCCCGCCCAGCCUGGAAGAGCAGACGAGGGCGAAUCUCGACAAGACCAUUACGGAGCUCGGGUUGGAGGAUGGCCAGCAGGUUGUCGUCACCGACCCGGCGUUCCCGCUGGAGUUUAACUUUUUCCUCAACUUCAAAAUGGACGCGCAGGCUUAG
Molecule: messenger RNA, 1323 nt
Organism: Purpureocillium lilacinum
Lineage: Eukaryota; Fungi; Ascomycota; Sordariomycetes; Hypocreales; Ophiocordycipitaceae
Biological process (GO): protein neddylation
Cellular component (GO): nucleus; cytoplasm
Molecular function (GO): NEDD8 activating enzyme activity
Source: RefSeq, a predicted model, not a curated record